Cadophora gregata is the source of this 1834-nucleotide messenger RNA. RefSeq lists its product as uncharacterized. NCBI's taxonomy places the organism in Eukaryota, Fungi, Ascomycota, Leotiomycetes, Helotiales, Ploettnerulaceae. Gene Ontology annotation, molecular function: hydrolase activity, hydrolyzing O-glycosyl compounds. Gene Ontology annotation, biological process: carbohydrate metabolic process. The coding region runs from base 371 to 1711 and encodes 446 amino acids. The record is from RefSeq and is a predicted model, not a curated record. The transcript has 3 exons.
UAAAAAGCUGCGCGGCAAGAUUUGUUCCAGGUGAAGGUCCACAACUGGCACCUUGCAUGGUUGGGGUGCGGAUGAUCCAGCUGAACUAUCCACCCUGGACUCCCAUGGUAUUGGGAGUUAUCGACUGGUUCUAAAAAUGUUUAUCGGUCGAGCCGCUAGAGUCAAGCUGCAUCUUCCUCAAUCUUUGUCGAUAGAAGCCUUCCGUCCAGUCCCGAAUAGGUUGAAGAUAAGAUUUUCUAUGCGAUAUCUAUGAAUAAAUCCAACGAUCACCAACGCCCUUCACGGAGCUCUUACUGUGACAGUAAUUUCUCCAGUCUUUGUAUCUUUAUACUUUGAAAUUUUCAAAAUUGCUUCCUUAACGAACAUCGAGAUGAGGAAGUUCGCCGUACCUGACCAUUCGAGGGCAGGUUCGACCUUCACCACAACGAGUCAAGCCACCUCGAAUGUCAACUCGCCAAAUCCCUUCGCAACCCCUCCAGCCUCGAUAUUCGGAGCAACUUCUGGUUAUCAAUAUUCAGAGUCUGCUGGCGGCAAAUACUUCCGAUCGCGACGCAUACGCAAAGAUGAUGCCGGUCAUGAACCGCCGACGUUCAAGAAAGAUCCGAAGGAGAAGUGGCUGUGUAUCAUACCUAUGCUUGGGCUUUUCACAGGAAUAGCCAUUACGGGAGUUAUGAUAUAUCUUAAGAUUGGAAGACUAGCGACUCACAAUUACUGUCCUGUCCUGGAUGAUGACUUCUCCUCUGGAGUUUUGAACAAGAAUAUAUGGACAGCUGAGAACGAGGUCGGUGGAUAUGGCAACGGUCAAUUCGAACAGACGACUGGAGAUGAAGAGAACGUCUUCAUCAAGGACGGCUUGCUCCACCUCAAGCCCACGUUACAAGACGAGAAGCUUAUCGUCAUGAACAACGUCAUCAAUCUCACGGCUACUGGACUUUGCACAUCAAACCUGUGGAACAACUGCGUCGCAUCCACCAACAUCACCAACGGAACAAUUGUUCCUCCAGUUCGUUCUGCACGCCUGAACACGAAGGUUGGUGCUACGAUCAAAUACGGACGUGUUGAAGUGCGAGCGAAGAUCCCAAAAGGAGACUGGCUGUGGCCUGCAAUUUGGAUGAUGCCUGUCAAAGAGACUUAUGGAGCAUGGCCAGCGAGUGGAGAGAUCGACAUCAUGGAAUCAAGAGGCAACAACCACACAUACAGUCUUGGUGGCAACGAUGUAGUAUCAUCAGCACUGCAUUGGGGGCCCAACCCCGCAAAUGAUGCCUACAGACACACUGCCAACUACAAACACUCGCUACACUCUGAGUAUGGCGAUGACUUCCACAACUUUGGACUGGAGUGGUCCGAGAAAUAUCUGUUCACUUACGUUGAUACAAGACUCCUGCAAGUCUCGUACAACACAUUCAAGAAGCCGUUCUGGAAGCAAGGUGGAUUUCCAUUGGCAACCCCGGAAGGAAUUCGACUUGUUGAUCCCUGGACGCAGACCGGAAGGCCGCAGACACCAUUCGAUCAGGACUUCUAUCUUAUCAUCAAUGUUGCCGUUGGAGGGUCGAAUGGUUGGUUCCAAGAUGGUCGAGACGGAAAGCCCUGGGUCGAUGCCAGUCCAACUGCAAAGACAGAUUUCUGGAAUGCGAGAAAUAAAUGGUUUCCAACAUGGAAGGAGAAUAGCGAAAUGAUUGUCGAUCGUGUUCGAAUGUGGCAACAAUGUUGAGGAUGUAAUGGUGUAUUGUUUUCAACUGUCACUUGACGGCAGAUAGGAUCACAGGUCAGCGGUGUCAACUCUCAGGGUCCGGUUAUAAAUCGGAGUUUUCGGAUAUAAUUUUACAGUCACACG